Messenger RNA from Silurus meridionalis, 895 nucleotides. RefSeq names its product translation machinery associated 16 homolog (gene tma16). Gene Ontology annotation, cellular component: nucleus. NCBI's taxonomy places the organism in Eukaryota, Metazoa, Chordata, Actinopteri, Siluriformes, Siluridae. The coding region runs from base 139 to 750 and encodes 203 amino acids. The transcript has 7 exons. The record is from RefSeq and is a predicted model, not a curated record.
CGUUCAAAAAGCGGAAUCUUGUUGAGUGCGUCCGUGAAAUUUCGGACCAAUUAAAAGGACGGACCGGUAUGUGCUCCCCGAGUUAAUUCUCCCCUAAAACAACACACGUGGAAGGAGUUAACUGCAUAACAGCAGAAAAUGCCGAAAGCAUCGAAAGCGAAAAGCGCCGUGGAGAAGAAAGUGAUCCAUCCUUAUAGCAGGAAAGCGGCAUGUCUGGCCAGAGCAGCUCUUAGACAGGACAGGAAAGAAAAACACAAAGGGGAAAAGGCCCAGCGUUUAAAUUUAAUCAGAGAUAAACUUUUGUGGUUCCAGAGUGAACUGGACUCGGAAAAGUCUGAAUAUUCCAAACAAGAUGCUUGUGAAAUCAUUGAGAGAUAUCUGCAUCGAUUUGACAGCGAGAUAGAACAAAUCGAGCUGGCCAACAGCAUUAAAGGGCGUCAGGGUCGACUGCACUUUUCCAGAGAGACAGUCAUAAAGCAGACAAUGGAAAGAGAGCGAGCCCAGUAUGAGGGGAACGGCUUUGAAAUCCCAGAUAUAAUGAACAGCAAACAUUUGAAGACUUUUAGAGAAUGGAACGGCGACCUGAAGAAACUGCCCAACAUCAAGAUGCGCAAGGUUUCAGCAAAAGGCCUGGAGAACAAACAAAGCUCAGGGGAAGGGACACACGCUGAAGAAGAGGAUCAUGAGGAAGAUGAAGAGGACGAGGUAUCUGCGGAUUCGGGGGAAGAGCUUUCAGAAGAUGAAUCAUGAAAGUGUGAUUGAUUUGUUCAGUGUGAAUGACUAUAGCAUCUGUGUGUGUGAGAGAGAAGUACAUUUUUUGGUCAGAAUUUGCUAUAUUUAUGGUUGGGAUUCUGUGACAAUGCUGUUUUUAAGUAAAGAAAAAACCUUAUUUUAA